AUGGAAACUGUAAAUCAAGAUGAAGUUGUUGUUGCUGUUCCAGUCACUAGUGAAGAAAAUUUGGAAGUGAACGGUGCUGAUAGUUUACCUCAAAAUGAAUUGGAUACCAAUCCAGAAAAACAAGAGGAACCAUCGGAAACAACAAAUCCAGAACAACAACAAAAAGAGGAAACUACAACCAAUGAAGUAGCCAACCAAACCGAAGAAUCUGUCAAUAAUACCGAUGCACCAGCAGUACUUGCAGAAAACAAUGAUUCACCUGUAGACCAAGAAGAGGAGGAGGAGGAAGAAGGAGAGAAUCAAAAGAAAGAUAAUCAACCACAAACAAAACAAGAAGAACAACCAUCUCUAACAUCAGAACCAUCAUCAAAACUAGAGGAUCCUUUGUUCAAGAAACAUGGAGAACCAACAACAACUGUUAAUCCAGAACCAAGUGAACAAGCCAUUGAUGAAUGCCACACCAGUAAAAGAGCAAUAGAAGAAGAAACACAAGAAAAAGAGGAUUCACAUAUCAAUGUUAAGAGAAGAACAACCGUUACAGAUAGUGUCGCAAUUGCACUUUAA
Heterostelium album PN500 is the source of this 564-nucleotide messenger RNA. RefSeq lists its product as uncharacterized. The coding region runs from base 1 to 564 and encodes 187 amino acids. Lineage: Eukaryota; Evosea; Eumycetozoa; Acytosteliales; Acytosteliaceae. The transcript has a single exon. The record is from RefSeq and is a predicted model, not a curated record.